AUGCACUCUGGCAUUGGUUACAAUACUGCAGGUCACUUGUUUCAGCCAGUCACCCUUCACUUGAAUCCAGAACCGAAUCGAGCAGCCACAGAUUCAAUGUUACCUUCACAGACCCAUCAUUACCCACAGUCUCAUGUCCCAAGCUUUCGUACUCAAUUAUCACGGUUACUUCCGCCCCCGCUGCCUUCAUUUGCCAGCAAGGACAUCAGAUACGACAGUAGAGCUGGAAACAGAAAGUCACUUUACAGUAACAGUCCUGUUUUUCUUCGCGAUGAUAUCACAACUGGUGUCGAUGUAGGACAAGUAGGGAGCAAUAUCAAGGAUCUUUAUACGUCACAAUUGGAUGAUGACAGAAGAAACAUGUCAUCACCAUUCGUGAAGAGAAGCAAGAGAGAUUCAAACUCUUCAGACACAUCCAGCACGACAUCACAAGAGAACUCUGUAAGUACAACGACUAGUUCUGCCAAAGCGGCACCAAUUCCGACCAAUUCGCAUUCAUCUAGAUUCUCUCCACAUAAAGUUCUUCCGUCGGCUGCGUUGAAUAUGAGCCCGCCAUCAUACUCCGUCCCUCCACUUAGUCUAUUGAAUCAAGUGACUGAUCCGAAUAUCUACGUCAGCGCCACCAAUAUAUCCCAGGAGAAUGUUUUUGAGACAGCUGCUCGCUUACUGUUCAUGUCGGUUAAAUGGGCUCGAAACAUUCCAUCGUUCUUGCAACAGCCCUUCCGGGAUCAGGCCAUUUUAUUGGAAGAAGCCUGGUGUGAACUAUUCAUUCUUAGCACGUCACAGUGGUCUUUGCCGAUCGACGUCUGUGAGUAG
Acanthosepion pharaonis is the source of this 816-nucleotide messenger RNA. NCBI's taxonomy places the organism in Eukaryota, Metazoa, Mollusca, Cephalopoda, Sepiida, Sepiidae. The record is from the annotation of a GenBank genome assembly.